Molecule: messenger RNA, 1151 nt
Organism: Poecilia latipinna (sailfin molly)
Lineage: Eukaryota; Metazoa; Chordata; Actinopteri; Cyprinodontiformes; Poeciliidae
Product: piggyBac transposable element-derived protein 4-like
Exons: 2
Coding region: 25-1128 (367 amino acids)
Source: RefSeq, a predicted model, not a curated record
GGCAAACACACGAAAAAAUAAAUUAUGGAAAGACACGGAGUAAGAAGAUUUCACUCUGCGUCCGAAGUCUUGGAGCUAGUCACCGCUCAAGAUGGCCAAAAUGAGGAGAGGUAUUCUUCAGACCCUGAUACCGCAGACACUGAUGAGGAAGAGGACUUCAUCGAAGGGAUUGAUAAACUUCAUGAUAUUACUGGCAAUAUCGUGGAGAAGAAAGAUGACGAUCUGAAUGAGGAUGAUGAAGAGGACAAUAACGGUGUGGUGGCAGGUGCAAGUAGAGGAAGAAAAAGAAGUCGGGAGGGUCCAGCAAGUAAAAGGAGAGGCAAAAGGUCAGAAACUCAUGUGGACACUCAAGUCAAGUGGAAAACAGAGAAGGAGACUGAUCAUUUGCCGCACCCCCCACUCCAUUUCCGUCCAAAGAGGACACCAGGUGUUCAGCCGCCCCUUUCCAAUAUUGAGAUUCAGUCACCUUCAGAGCUAUUCAAAUUAUUUUUUGACCAGGCUGCCAUAAAGACAUUAUGUGAAAACACCAACAAAAAUGCAGCCAAAAAUUUAGCUGCUGGAAAAAAAAUUCAUUGGACUGAUGUCACAGCUAAUGAAAUGUAUGCAUAUAUUGGACUUACUUUGUACAUGGGACUAAUGAAACGACCACAAUUGAAGGAUUUUUGGAGAACCACAACUGCAUUUCAGGUUUCAUAUCCAGGGAAAGUAAUGUCCAGAGAUCGUUUCCUCAACAUCCAUACCAUUGUCCACAUGAGUAACCCAGAGGAUGAUGCAGUGAACGACCAAAAAAAAGGGACACCUGAUUAUGACCCACUGCACAGACUGCGCCCCCUGUACGACAGCUUGAGGGUUGCCUGUAAGGCUUUGUACCACCCCCGGAAAAAUCUUUCUGUGGAUGAAAGAAUGGUAGCCACUAAAGCCAAGAUUGGGCUAAAACAAUACAUCAAAAGUAAGCCGACAAAGUGGGGGAUCAAACUUUUUGUGUUGUCCGACACCACGGGCUACACUACAGACUUUCAAAUUUACACUGGAAGGUCCACUCAAAAAACUGGAAAGGGGCUGUCGUUUGACGCUGUAAUGUCACUCAUAAACAAAGACUAUCUUGGCUCUGGAUAUCACAUACUGUGAUAACUUUUAUACCAGCCCCGCAC